GUCAAAUUGUGAGGUACGGGAAUAUAAGAAUGAUGCCGAGUUGACAAGAUGCCGGAGAAUUUUCGUGUUAUUUUGCAGAAUAGGCCAGGAGUUCAAGGUGAGCCAAAAGAAACAAACUUCCACCAUGAGGUAUGUCCCUUCCCAAACUCGCCAGAGCCAGGCCAGGUCCUUGUGAAGACGCUUUACCUGUCUGUGGAUCCAGCCCUGCGAUGUCGGAUGAAUGAGAGCACAGGUGUGGAGUAUAUGGGUCCGUGGGCAUUGGGUGAGAUGAUCUUAGGACUGGGUGGGGUGGGAGAGGUGUAUCAGUCAAACCAUGAAGGCUACACCCCAGGGGAUCUUGUACAAGGGGCAUUCUCCUGGCCAUGGACGAACUAUUUUAUCUGGGAAAAGACCAGUGGUAUGGACUUGGACAAGGUGGACAGAUCAUUAGUUGGGGACAGACCCUCUCUCAUCCUCAGUGUGUUAGGACUUACAGGCUUGACAUCUUUACUGGGCAUCAGAGAGAAAGGUCAGCUGACCCCAGGAGCCAAUGAGACUGUGGUAAUUAGUGGUGCAGCAGGUGCUUGUGGCUCAUUGGCUGGACAAAUCGCUAAACUGGAGGGUGCUGGUAAGGUCAUUGGAAUUUGUGGAUCAGAUGAGAAAUGUGAUUAUCUGACGGGCGAUCUGGUGUUUGACUCCGCUAUCAAUUACAAAACACAAAAUGUAGCAGAGAAGUUGAAAACAACCUGCCCAGAUGGAAUCCAAGUUUACUUUGACAACGUUGGGGGAGACAUCAGUGAAACUGUCAUUUCACAGAUGACGCCAAACUCUCGUGUGAUUCUGUGUGGUCAGAUUUCUGUGUAUAACAAUGAUGUACCAUAUCCUCCCCCUAUCAGUGCCAGUUUGGAGGCCAUCAUUGCUGAGAGGAAAAUAUCCAGGGACCGUUUCCUGGUGCUGAAUUAUGCGGCUAAGUUUAAGUCUGGACUUGAGCAGCUGAUCACCUGGCUAGCUGAUGGGAAGAUAAAGGUUCGGGAAACGGUAGCUGAGGGAUUGGAGAAAGCAGGCUCAGCGUUUGUAUCCAUGAUGAAGGGAGGGAAUAUUGGUAAACAAAUUGUCCAUGUGGCUGAUCCAACAAAAAACACCCAAUGACAGUCAUCUUCUUGUAACUCGAGAAAUGGACUCCCCCUUCCCCCCCAAAUCCCCCGAGUGGAAUUUUGGCAGCAAAAGAUUCUUGUUUUCAUAUAUUACCAUGUAACCAUAUACUUGUACUGCUGCAUGCAUAUCAUUAUGUUAAGUGCAGAUCAUUUUUCAUAUGCAGGAUAUUGCUGGUUCAGUAAAAUACAUUA
Liolophura sinensis is the source of this 1325-nucleotide messenger RNA. Its product is annotated as prostaglandin reductase 2-like. The record is from RefSeq and is a predicted model, not a curated record. Bases 49 to 1128 code for a protein of 359 amino acids. Gene Ontology annotation, molecular function: 15-oxoprostaglandin 13-reductase [NAD(P)+] activity. Gene Ontology annotation, biological process: prostaglandin metabolic process. The transcript has 8 exons. NCBI's taxonomy places the organism in Eukaryota, Metazoa, Mollusca, Polyplacophora, Chitonida, Chitonidae.